Molecule: messenger RNA, 2123 nt
Organism: Condylostylus longicornis
Lineage: Eukaryota; Metazoa; Arthropoda; Insecta; Diptera; Dolichopodidae
Product: homeobox protein 3-like
Exons: 3
Coding region: 225-1313 (362 amino acids)
Molecular function (GO): protein binding
Source: RefSeq, a predicted model, not a curated record
UUUGUGAAAGAGGUUUUGAUGAUUAUCCAAGAUAUCCAAUAAUAAGAAAAACAAUAUGCUCUCAUAUUGAUUUUGAUAAACUGAAUAUAACAAAAAUUGAUCUUAUUGAGGGAAAUUAUAUUGACCUUGAACGAAAUGGUGAUAAUCAUCCAUUUCGUACACUAUUAAUAAAAUUUGAUAAUUGUACAUUUAAAGAUAAUAAAUUACCAACAAAUUUUUUUAUAAUGUACCCUACAAUACAAAAAAUUGAAGUAACAAAUUCGAAUUUAAAUUAUAUUAAUAUUGAAAAUGACAACAAUAUUAUAAAGAAUGAUAGUGAUAAUAAUAAUGAUAAUGAUAAUAUGUAUAAUAAUAAAAAUGAAUUAAAGAUUCAGCAUAUAACAGUACUGAAUAUGGAAUCAGAUCCCUCGUUAGAGGAUAAUUUUUUAAUUAUUAAUGAAAAUUUAUUAGAAAUAAAUUUUUCUCAUAAUAAAAUAAAUAUUUUACCAAAUAAUUUAUUAUAUAAAUUUCCAUCAUUAGUAACGAUAGAUUUAUCAUUUAAUAAUAUUAAAGAAAUUAAUGAAAAUAAUUUCGAUAUAUCACAUAAUCCAAUACAUUUAAUUGAGGGAAACACAUUUAAGUCACCUUCAUUAUAUUAUUUAAAUUUAUCGCAUACAAAUAUUACAAAUUUGGAUUAUAAUACAUUUUGGUUUACACCGAGAAUAUUAAUAUUAGAUUUAUCAUAUAAUAAUUUAAAAAAAUUUGAUGGACAUUCCUUGUACCCUAUACAAAAUUUAUUAACAUUAUAUUUAGAUGGAAACAAUUUAACUGAAAUUGAUUAUGAAGAUUCAAGAAUUAUAAGAGAUCGUUUAGAUAUUGGAUUAACAGAUAAUAACUGGAAUUGUACAUUUUUAAAGAAUAUGAUAAAAUAUUUAAAUGAAAAAUAUAUUAAAUAUUUAUUACCAAAUAAUCACUUACCAAUUGGAGAUAAAAAUAUAGCUGGUAUUGGAUGCUGGGAAAAGAGCCAUGAAACAAAAAAAAAUAAAAACCCAUAUAGUAUAAAUGAAAAAUUUACAUCAAAUUUAGAGAAACACAUCACAUAUUAUUCUGAAGACAAUAAUUAUAAUCAAAGUUUAUUACUAAAUUUAAUGAAAGAACAGGAACGAACCAAUAUUUUAUUAAUAGCAAUAACAACAUGUAUUAGUGUUAUAUCAUUAAUAAUUAUUGUAGACAUCAUUAAAAGAAACUUUUGUAAUAAAAAUGUAAGAUAUAGUUCUAAACAUUUUCGAGUAGAAAAUGUACCUUUUGUAGAUAGACAAACAUUUAAUUUAUAAAUAUAAAUAGAUAAGAACAUUAUAUGUAUGUAUAUGCACAUAUGUAGACAAACAGUCGGAUCCUUAUAUUUCAAACAACGAUUACAAGCAAAAAGUUUUUAUAAAUACAAAUAAAUUUGUUUCAUUUACCUCUUUUUUGCUUUUGAAGUGCAGUCCCUUUAUAAGAAAAAAAAAAUUUAAGGACAAAACUUUUUUAACUUCAUCUAAAAUUGAAUUUUCACAUUACGGUAUUGUUAUAAUUAUGUGUACAAAAUUUUAUUUCUAUGUUUGCAUAGUACUCGUAUAUCUUUAAAAUAGUUGUCAAGCUAAAGGUAGAAAACUCGGUAAGAAGAAAAAUUGGUGUUUAUUACCGUUUGUUUUUAUAGGAAGGGAUUUUUUAACUUUAGUUUCCUCUAAACAAUUAUAUAAUAAUAUAAAUAAAAAUUUGUAAAAUAUUACAAAUUAAACGUAAAGCUAAAAAAAUUGAAAAAUUUGAGCUCUGCGAAAAUUUUUAUAAUUGUAAUAAUAAAAUGAAUGUGAAUAGCAAAUAAAUGAACGAGUAAAUAAUCGUUUGUAAGAAAAAUUGGAUAUAAGUAGCAUGGAUUUUGAAUUACGCAUAUAAACAACUUUCGAUGUGUUUAUAAGCGGAUCCGACUGAUGUACCUAUUAUACAAUAGAUAUGUAUAAAAAAGUAUAUAAGUAUAUGUAUAAUAUGUAUUUAAAUUUAUUACAAUUUGAUACAAUAGAAGGAAAUAAAUAGAUAAUUUUAAUUAUUUCAAAUAUGUAUUUAACAUACAUAUAAUCUAUUAAAUAAUUUAUCUUGUGUAUUUU